Messenger RNA from Triticum turgidum subsp. durum (durum wheat), 495 nucleotides. NCBI's taxonomy places the organism in Eukaryota, Viridiplantae, Streptophyta, Magnoliopsida, Poales, Poaceae. The record is from the annotation of a GenBank genome assembly.
AUGGAGACUGCCGUGGACAUUAUGGUGUUUGACACAGUUACUGAGACAUUCCGGUGGAUGCGCAGUCCUGGCUGGUUGGGCCGUCGGGUGUCGUUGUUGGAGAUGGACAACAAGCUUGCUUCAUGCAUCAACAAUGAUGCCAGCAUAGAGAUUUGGGUGAUGCAAGACUAUGAGGCUGAGGUCUGGGCCUUGAAAUACCGGAUUAACUUGUUAGCGAUGAAUACAUCACCACAGUUCAAGUUUAUUUCUAAGAUGGCACUGCUUAACCAGUGUGAGCUGCUGAUCUGUUGUCACACUCCAUCAGGGGGUCCUGAUUAUCUGUUGCAUUGUGACACUGACGGAAAGUUUUUGGGAUAUUACGAAAUGAAAGAGGGAACAUGUUCAACAUACUUCACAAAUCAGUACUUUCAAGAGAGCAUGAUUCCACUUCCGUUCUGUGAGAUGCAAGAAGAAGGUGGUGUGGAUAAGGAGCCUCCAUUCUUCAUAGGGCUAUAA